UUUCGCUGUGUUACAGAACGUGUUGUAUGAUGUUAAUUGAGGCAAUGGACCUUUGUGACAGUUUUGAAACUAAGUACAUUUGCAGUGUUGGUCUACCGCAGUGGUUAUCACUCCUUAUCCUGGAGAGCAGGUAAAAGCAUUUCAGUGACUAAGAUCUAUUGAUUCAGAACUAUGGCAGGAGCCAAGCCCCUCAUUUUGGCUUGCUUCUUGCUGUCAGGAGCUCUUUGCAGUGAUUAUACAGUCAAGAUACCGAAACACCUACAGGCUCUGAGUGGAUCCUGCCUGUUGAUCCCAUGCAUGCUGAUCUCUGAAAAGAAUGCAGAUCAUCUGAAAAAUUCAGCUCGUGGAAUUUGGAUUAAAAGAAUUCCACAAUUUGCAAAACCUGAGGCCACUGUUGUGUUCAACAGCAGUAGACCUAAUAACAAACUGCCAGGGGGCAUCGUUGGAGAUUUGCUUCAGAAGAAUUGUACGACAUUCCUGUCCCAGAUCCCAGCAGGAUAUUCAGAUAAAUACUACUUCAGAAUUGAGACAACUCGCUACAAGAAAACAUUUCCUGGAACACCAGUCUACAUUGAUGUCAUAGACUCUCCACCCAAGCCCAAGAUAACCCAGUUGAAAGAACUGAAAGAAGGCACGCCCGUGGGUUUGAAGUGCACAGCUGCAGCCCCUUGUAUCAGAAGUCUCCCGGUCUUGACAUGGAGCCACGACCUCGGGAACGUCCUGUCCGAGCUCCAGGAGGAUUCGGACGAUUCGGGUGAAGCCAACUCGGUUUCGUCUGUUCUGACGUUCACUCCUCAACGCCGCCUCCACCACGGGAAGAGCGUCGUCUGCUCUGCCGAGUACACGCGGCAAAACGGGAAGACUACAGUGGAGGACACAAUUACCCUCAAAGUUCUGUUCCCUCCGAGUGACACAAGGGCCUCCAUAAGUCCAUCUGGCCCACUCCUCCAUGGCAGCCCUGUGAGUCUGACCUGCAGGAGCCAGGCUUACCCACCGGUUCGGAGUUUCACCUGGUUCAGAACCACGUGGCGUCAGACCACACCGAGAGGGUCUGGAGAGACACUCUCCUUCAACGCAAGCAUCGAUGACGUGGGCUCAUACUAUUGCGAAGCUCGGAAUUCACAGGGGACACAGGCGUCUGCUCACGUGACGCUUGCCAUAGAAGGUGUAUCAGAGCCCUUGUCCCUUCCAGCGAUUGGAGGGAUUGUGGGAGGGAUGUUUGGCGUGCUGUUGAUAUGUUCCCUGCUCCUGAUGUUCUUGAGGCUGAGGAAAUCCAGAGAGCUGUGUAUGAACAUGAGGACGACCAGAGUAGAAGAACAGAGCAACCCUUCCUCGGACCCCAGCAAAGCCGCCAGAACCUGGGACACAACAGAAGCUGUGGAAAGCCAGCAAGAGGAAUCCCAUUACGCUGAAAUUGAGUUUUCCAAGCAAGCCAAACAGAAAGGCAAGAAGGGCAUGGAGGAAGGACCGAGACAGGAGACUGAAUACAGCGAGGUCAAAUUUUCUGAAAGAAAGGCACUGGUUCCAAUCGGGGAUAUUUACGCAAGUGUUAAACCAAAAAAACGGCCUCAAUGAAAAUCCCUGCUUUGUGUCCUGUCGUUAUUUUCCCUCCAAUACCUGGAAUCCCCUGGAAACCAUUUAUUCUUCUAGGCUACACUGAAACCUAUUGCGCAAGGGACAGUCAAUAAGAACAAAUGGUUCUUCACUGCAAUUUUAUUUUUUUUGUCAUCUGAGAUACUUUUAUUAUAGAGAAUCAUUUAUUCUACUGUGCUGAAAACUGUUGUCUAAUGGACAUAAAAUAAAAAUAAAUGUUUUUGAAAAUA
Messenger RNA from Conger conger (European conger), 1823 nucleotides. Its product is annotated as sialic acid-binding Ig-like lectin 12. Bases 172 to 1575 code for a protein of 467 amino acids. The transcript has 8 exons. NCBI's taxonomy places the organism in Eukaryota, Metazoa, Chordata, Actinopteri, Anguilliformes, Congridae. The record is from RefSeq and is a predicted model, not a curated record.